Messenger RNA from Rhodamnia argentea, 1349 nucleotides. RefSeq lists its product as uncharacterized. Gene Ontology annotation, molecular function: nucleic acid binding; zinc ion binding. NCBI's taxonomy places the organism in Eukaryota, Viridiplantae, Streptophyta, Magnoliopsida, Myrtales, Myrtaceae. The transcript has 2 exons. The record is from RefSeq and is a predicted model, not a curated record. Bases 176 to 805 code for a protein of 209 amino acids.
GUAUUUGGAUGUAUUGUAUUUGGGCUAAAAUAACCUCUCACAAGUAUACGAGUUAUCACAGGAAUUUUACCGAUCUGAGAGGAAGAGGCGUUCUAUCACGCAGUAUUUUGCUGAUUUUAAGAGAAUAUAUGAGCAGUUAAAUGCUGUUCUCCCUAUUUCAGCUAAUGUUUAACGGAUGCAACUUCGGAGAGAACAAUUGGCCGUAAUGGGAUUUCUAGGAGGUCUUGGCCCUAAGUAUGAAACUGUCAUAUCUCAAAUUCUUGGAGGAAAGACUGUUGCAUCACUCACAGAUACGUUUGCUCGAGUCUUUCGAGUAUCUUGUGAGUCUUCUCGGGAUUCCACAUCUGUGGUAGAUAAUUUAGCUCUUGUGUCAAGCUCUCGAACCGGUAGUGGGAUUAGGAGUGAUGGUGGAAAUCAUGGAGGAUACAAUGGACGUGGUGGCCGAGGGGGAGGUCGAAGCACAAGAACAGGGAGAAGUCAAGGCCAACCGCAUCUUUAUGGACAACCUCAACCGUCUAUCGAUAACUCGGGGGCAGCCCGAACUUGUCAUUAUUGUGGCAAACAAGGUCAUACUCAGAAGUUUUGCUACAAGUUACAUGGGAGACCAGGGCAGCAACAACAAUUUGCAAAUACAACAUCCGGUGCUGAUUCUUUUCCACGGUCUUCUGAGGGCAAGGUAGUGGUUAUAUCUGAAGAGGAGUUUGCACGGUGCAAUCAAUCUCAGAGUUCAGAGCCUACUUCUUCCAUUGCUACUUUAGAACACACGGGAUUUGGCUACAACAAAGACGAUUGGCAAAGAACGUGAGGAAGGGGGACUGUAUGUGCUUGAAGACUCAACUUCCUUUGCAUGUUAUGGUGUUACUUCUCUACAUCGGAUCCAUUGUUGUCUUGGUCAUCCUUCUCUACACGGUCUUCAGAGAUUAGAUUCCAGUUUUAAGUCUAUUUCUAGUUUAGAGUGUGAGUCAUGUCAACUUGGCAAAUUACGUCGUGUUAGUUAUCCGCCUCGAGUCAUUAAACAAACAGUCUCCUUUUUUGCUAGUUCAUUUAGAUGUUUGGGGACCAUGUCAUGUGACUUCCAAUUUGGGUUUCAGAUAUUUUGUCACUUUUGUUGAUGACUACUCCAGAGUUACUUGGUUAUAUCUAAUGAAAGAUCGUUCAAAGUUGUUUUCUAUAUUUUGUGCAUUUAUAUCUGAAAUUUUUACUCACUUUGGUGUGCAUGUUAAAGUUUUGCGUUCUGAUAACACUAAGGAGUACUUUUAUGCACCUUUUUCUGACUUUAUGACAUAGCAUGGUAUGGUUCAUGAAUCUUCUUGUCCCGAUACACCACAGCAGAAUGGUGUUGCUGAAAG